Molecule: messenger RNA, 4334 nt
Organism: Triplophysa dalaica
Lineage: Eukaryota; Metazoa; Chordata; Actinopteri; Cypriniformes; Nemacheilidae
Gene: dvl1a
Product: dishevelled segment polarity protein 1a
Exons: 15
Coding region: 265-2466 (733 amino acids)
Biological process (GO): intracellular signal transduction; canonical Wnt signaling pathway
Cellular component (GO): cytosol
Molecular function (GO): frizzled binding
Source: RefSeq, a predicted model, not a curated record
UCCCUUCCUGUUUUACAGCCGAUCAGACAGAAACAUUGACGCCACGAUAUAGACGCACUAGCCUCGAUUAUGUCUGGAUCUAGUCACUCCGUCCAUGACCGCGCUUUUUGUUUUCCUCCGUGAAUCCAGCUACCAGCAAUGUCGCCUUAUAGGGCGUUUAUGACACUUGACGAGUUAUAGCCUACAUAUAUAUUUUUGUAUCGCGCUGCUGCUGCGACCCUUGCUCCUUCUGUCAAUGAUUGUCCUUCCCAUAUAAGCCUACUCAUGGCGGAGACCAAAAUCAUAUACCAUAUCGACGAAGAAGAAACCCCAUAUUUAGUCAAACUGACCGUUUCUCCGGAAAAAGUCACGUUGGCGGAUUUUAAAAAUGUCCUCAACAAUCGCCCGGUCAAUAGUUACAAAUUCUUUUUCAAAUCUAUGGAUCAGGAUUUCGGGGUCGUGAAGGAAGAAAUUUCUGAUGAUAAUGCUAAGCUGCCCUGCUUUAAUGGCCGAGUGGUCUCCUGGUUGGUGUUGGCCGAAGGCUCACACUCCGAUGGGGGAUCUCAGUGCACAGAGAGCCACAAAGAACUGCCGCCACCCUUGGAGCGAACGGGAGGGAUCGGAGAUUCCAGGCCGCCCUCCUUCCACGCCAACGCCGUGAGUAGCCGGGAUGGAUUGGACACGGAAACAGGGACGGAGUCUCUUCAGAGCCAGCGGAGAGAGAGGGAGAGAGAGCGAGCUCGGAGGAGAGCUCAUGAGCUUCCCCGGGUGAACGGUCACUCCAAGUCAGAACGUUCUAAUCGUGACCAGGCUCCUGUUUAUGACAGUGCGUCAGUGAUGAGUAGUGAGCUAGAAUCCAGCUCAUUUAUUGACAGUGAGGAGGAUGAAAACGCAAGCAGAUUAAGCAGUUCUACAGAGCGGAGCUCUUCCUCGCAUCUCAUGCGGAGACACAAACGUCGACGGCGUAGGCAGAAAGUCACAAAAAUGGACAGGUCCUCAUCCUUCAGUAGUAUAACAGACUCCACUAUGAGCCUCAACAUUAUCACUGUCACACUCAAUAUGGAGAAGUACAACUUCCUGGGUAUCAGUAUCGUGGGUCAAAGUAACGACAGAGGAGAUGGAGGCAUCUAUAUUGGCUCCAUUAUGAAAGGUGGAGCAGUGGCGGCCGACGGCAGGAUCGAGCCUGGAGACAUGCUUUUACAGGUGAAUGACGUGAACUUUGAGAACAUGAGUAAUGAUGAUGCUGUCAGGAUCCUGCGGGAGAUCGUCUCUAAAACCGGGCCAAUAAGUCUAACAGUGGCUAAAUGUUGGGAUCCCUCCCCUAGAAGCUACUUUACCAUUCCCAGAGCCGAGCCAGUGAGACCCAUUGACCCUGCUGCUUGGAUCACACACACUACAGCACUUACCGGGCCUUACCCCCAUUACGAUUUUGAUGACCUCCCCCUCAAUGUGUCGAAGACGGACAUGGCCACAAUAGUAAAGGUCAUGAAGUUACCGGACUCGGGCAUAGAGAUCAGAGACAGAAUGUGGCUGAAAAUCACCAUAGCCAAUGCAGUCAUCGGUGCGGAUGUUGUUGACUGGUUGUUCUCUCGGGUGGAGGGUUUUAAGGACCGUCGUGAUGCUAGAAAAUAUGCAAGCAGUUUGUUGAAACACGGCUACCUGAGACACACCGUCAACAAAAUCACCUUCUCCGAACAGUGCUAUUACACCUUUGGAGAUUUAUGCCAAAAUAUGGCGUCUUUGAACCUAAAUGAGGGAUCCAGUGGCGGUGGCUCUGACCAGGACGGUCUGGCCCCUCUUCCUCCCCCGAGUGCCAACCCCUGGCCCCUCGGUGGCCAGCCCUACCCUUACCCAGGGUACCCCACCCCCCCACCUGGGUUUCCACCUGGAUACACAGACCCCUGUCACAGCUUCCAUGGUGGCAGUGCAGGCAGCCAGCAAAGUGAAGGCAGCAGAAGUAGUGGCUCCAACCCCAGCGCUGGGAAAGAACGAAGGCCCUCCCCUCGAGAGAAGGACCAUAAAGCGUCAUGCUGUAGGGGCAGCGAAUCAGAACUAGGCACAUGGGUUGGAAGACGGGGCGAAAGGGCAGCCAGUCAGCUGAGUCAUCAAAGCCACAGCCGCUCAGCUGUCAGUCAAGGUCACUCUACCCACAGCUACGCCCACCCCGGGUUCGGCCACGGCCAGUGUCACAGCAUCUCACAGCAUAGCCACACCUCCUUUUCAUAUAGCCACGCCCCCUUUGUUCAACCCAAACAUCUGUCCUGUGCCCACAGUGACAGAAGUCACGCCUCUUCCUACGGCCCACCCGGUUUGCCUCCACCAUACUGCAUUGCUCACCUCGCCCCCAAAGCGUCGGCAACUAACAGCCCUCCUGGCGCUCCACCCGUGCGGGAGUUAGGAAACGUACCGCCAGAACUCACAGGUAGCCGGCAGUCUUUUCAACACGCAAUGGGGAACCCUUGUGAAUUUUUUGUCGAUAUCAUGUGACAGGAGAGUGCCUUCAACGUUUUUUGAGGACAAGGCCUGCUUCUUGAUUUUUUGCUACUGACGAUCCCUGCACUGAGAAUGUACAGUAUAAACUGACAGUUCAUUUAAGUAUAAAGAGCAGUUCAGCCAGAAAUAAAAAUUCUGUUAUCAACUCAUCCUCAUGGCUGUAAUAGGCAUGAUGUCGCCGUCCUUCCGAAACUUCGAAUGACCAAAAUAAUCUGUUUUUGAGGAAAAUAUAUAAUACUUGUAUCUUCAGCUGCGCCUGCCGCAAAGAGCCGUGUCCGUGGAAGUUGCAGGAUUUUGGAUGCACAAGCCGCCAACGAAGCAGCCCGCUUUUUGCCGCUUACCGCACGUUUCCCUUUGAAAAUGAACUGGACAAACGCGACUACCACGUACCGUGUGAAUCAACCCUUUAAUGAUUCGACGCAAAAAAUAAAAAUCACAAAAUAUGAAAAUGCGAGAUUUCGGAAGGACAUCAGCAAUAUGACUUUCUUACAUUGAACAUAAUUGUGACCCUGCCUGUUUUUUUACUCUUUUCUACAUAAAAUCAUCCUACAUAAUAUAGAGAGCAUUCUGUGAAAAUAUAACCUUGAUAUCUUUAAUAUUGACUGAGUAAAGCCACGUCAAAAAUUAACCGAAUUUUUUAAAUGAAACUUAUCCCAUAGUUAGGUUGCGACUUCGGACGGGAGGGUCACAAUGUUUUACUACAUAAUGAAAGUGAAAUGAGUCUGAGCUAUGACUAAAUAACUGAACAAUUUCAUGAUAAACAGUUUGUAACAGCAUGACGUGUGUAGUCGAGGCCAGAAUUUUCCUUUUUGGGUGAACUGUCCUUUAAUGUCCAUCCAAUGUUAAUAAGAUCGGUAAAGGACCCUGAAAAAGCACAACGAGUUUGUUUAACUCUGACACACAAAACACAUCACUACAGCAGCACAAAAAUAGCAAAAGUGACUUUACAGGAAACGCUUUUAACAUAUUUUACAUUUUACCAGGCUGUCUGUCUUAAACCCUGCUGCUCUGCAUUUUGCACAAAACACAAUCCCACCACAAGCAUAACUCUCUAAACAGAGACGCUUUAUAAUGUCAUUGUAUCCAUAAAAAGUGUCCAUUCGACUUUCUAUGUAGUAUUCAAGACAAAGUUGUCCAGUGAUUGACAAUCAGACCCCCCAACUUUACACAUUGCUGAAUGUAUCGUUUACCACGAGGUUACAAUUCACAGCCGCCAAACCCCUUCAGUAUCUCGGUCGCAUCAUUGAAGCUGUAUUUUCAAUUUUUCUUUGGCAGAUGUUAGAAUAAUUAUUCCUAAAUGUUGCAAAAACAUUCAUCUGGAACUCUUAACGUACAGAGUACAUUUGAAAGAAUAUCAAGCAAGUGCUUUUCCAACACGACCCGCAUCAUGGUGUCCAUUACUGACAGUUCAAAAUGCAGUAGAAAAUGAUAGUAGAUGAUGUAAGUUAAAAACUUAGGUGAUAUUAAAACAGGCUGGUAGGCUAACCAAAGUCUCUUGGCAAUCGGUGAGUUGUGCUGUGUUCUGGAACUCUUCAUUUUUUUAAUCUGUGGAGGAUUGGGUAUGAUGUUGUAAUGGUGAAAGUGUUGUCCAAGAAACUGUCAUUGUUGGUUGUCAUGUACAGUCACCGAGCGGUUUGCCUGAACUAAACAGCAAUGAAGCAAUUGGUUCAGUGAAUUCAAGCACUUUUGCAAUGUAACUGUUCAGCCCUUUAGACAAAAAGCUGAGUGAAAGCAGUUGGCUUUGUUUCUUUACAAAAGAGGAAUGAUAAGUUGUAAAUAUGAUUACACACACACAUAUAUAUAUAUAUAUAUAUAUAUAUAUAUAUAAACCUGACUAAAUAAAAUGUAUGUAUUAAGAAGUG